ACACACACGCACACACACGCAUACACACACACGCACACACACACGCACACACACACACACACACACGCACACACUAUAUAUACUCCCUCUCACACUCUCAGCAGUAGGCGAGAUCUCGUGCCUGGAGCAACAGGAAGAAGAUGACUGAUCCAAAAUCUGCAGCAAAGUCCAAAAUGGACCGAGGCAUGACUAUGAAGGACGAGGAGAAGCUUUACAAGAGAAAUGGGAUCCUCUACCCUACGAUCAUGAGCCCACCGGAGAACCUGGAUGCCUUGAAGGACCUGGAGGCCAGAGGGGAUGAUGUCAUGCUGGUGGCUUAUCCCAAAUGUGGCUGUAACUGGAUGGUUGGAGUGUUGAAGAAAAUUAUGACUACAUGUGGAUACACACUCCCUGAAGGGGCCCCGCUGAUCGAGUUCCACUCUCCAGAAACACAGAAGAUUAUGUCUCAGAUGCAAUCACGGCGACUUUUUGCAACACAUUUGCACCCUGAUGACAUUCCUGUUUCAUUCAAGAACAAUAAUACAAAGAUGUUGGUGGUUUUUCGAAACCCUAAAGACACCGUCGUCUCUUAUUACCAUUUCAUGAACAACAUCCCAGUGCUGCCCAAUGACCAGUCCUGGGACAAGUUCUUCUCCAACUUCAUGUCCGGUGAAGUGGCCUGGGGUUCAUAUUUUGACCACGCCCUGGGCUGGGAGAAAUGCAUGGAUGACCCUAAUGUGUUGAUUGUCACCUAUGAGGAGCUAAAGGAGAACCUGCUUGAGAGUGUAAAGAAAAUCUCAGACUUCUUCAGCUUCUCUCUGACGGAUGAACAGGUCCAGGGGAUUGCCGGAGAGAGCACGUUUAAGGUCAUGCUGACGAGCUCGACAACUGCUUAUGGAAAGUUUGGUAAAGUCUUUUUCAGGAAAGGUGAAGUCGGAGACUGGAAGAAUCACUUCAGCGAGGCUCAGAGCAAGCAGAUGGAUGAAGAGUUCAAGAAGAAACUAGAAGGAACCAAACUGGGAGCCAAACUAAAAUACGAGCAGUACUGUCAGUAAUCUGAAAGAAUAAACAUUGUAAACUAG
Molecule: messenger RNA, 1061 nt
Organism: Hemibagrus wyckioides
Lineage: Eukaryota; Metazoa; Chordata; Actinopteri; Siluriformes; Bagridae
Product: sulfotransferase 6B1-like
Exons: 7
Coding region: 141-1034 (297 amino acids)
Biological process (GO): sulfation
Cellular component (GO): cytoplasm
Molecular function (GO): sulfotransferase activity
Source: RefSeq, a predicted model, not a curated record